Molecule: messenger RNA, 2742 nt
Organism: Scophthalmus maximus (turbot)
Lineage: Eukaryota; Metazoa; Chordata; Actinopteri; Pleuronectiformes; Scophthalmidae
Gene: pfkmb
Product: phosphofructokinase, muscle b
Exons: 21
Coding region: 145-2607 (820 amino acids)
Biological process (GO): canonical glycolysis; fructose 1,6-bisphosphate metabolic process; fructose 6-phosphate metabolic process
Cellular component (GO): cytoplasm; 6-phosphofructokinase complex; membrane
Molecular function (GO): 6-phosphofructokinase activity; fructose-6-phosphate binding; ATP binding
Source: RefSeq, a predicted model, not a curated record
UUAAGCAGUGCACCCUUGCAACUGCAACUCCUCCAUAACAGGCAGACUGGUCAGAGGCUCCUUGCACUCCACAGAGUAAAGCAGGGUGGCAGGGAUUUUUACACUCAAGGCCUCUUUCCCUCAGCCAGCUUCAAUUCCAGCACCAUGGCACAAGCAGAUCCCAUUAAUCCCACCAAGAUGGGAGAGGGUCGGGCGAUUGCCGUGCUGACCUCGGGAGGCGAUGCCCAGGGUAUGAAUGCAGCUGUAAGGGCCACAGUUCGAGUUGGACUUUACACUGGAGCCAAGGUGUAUUUUGUCCAUGAGGGUUACCAGGGUCUGGUGGAUGGAGGUGACAAUAUUCGUCUUGCUACGUGGGAGAGUGUGUCAAUGAUGCUGCAGCUGGGUGGGACUGUGAUCGGCAGUGCCCGCUGCCAGGAUUUCCGCACCAAGGAGGGACGCACCAAGGCUGCGUGUAACUUAGUCAAGCUUGGUAUCACCAACCUCUGUGUGAUUGGAGGUGACGGCAGUCUGACGGGGGCCAACCAGUUCAGAACAGAGUGGACUGAGCUACUGGGAGACCUGGUGAAAGCCGGUAAGAUCACACCCAAUGAGGCCAAGUGUUCCUCUCACCUCAACAUCGUCGGCAUGGUGGGCUCCAUUGACAAUGACUUCUGUGGCACCGACAUGACCAUCGGCACGGACUCUGCCCUGCAUCGCAUUAUAGAGAUAGUGGAUGCCAUCACAACCACCGCACAGAGUCACCAGAGGACUUUCAUACUGGAGGUAAUGGGCAGGCACUGUGGUUACCUGGCUUUAGUGACAGCUCUGGCCUGUGGUGCUGACUGGGUGUUCAUCCCUGAGAUGCCCCCAGAUAAUGGAUGGGAGGAUCAUCUGUGCAGACGACUGACAGAGCAAAGAGGUCGAGGCUCCCGUUUGAACAUUAUCAUUGUCGCAGAGGGAGCGAUGGACCGCAGUGGUAAGCCUAUCUCCUGUGACCUCAUCAAACAGCUGGUGUCAAAGAGGCUUGGCUUCGACACUCGCACCACUAUCUUGGGUCAUGUACAGAGAGGUGGAACCCCCUCCGCCUUUGACAGGAUCCUGGCGAGUAGGAUGGGUGUGGAGGCUGUGAUGGCUCUGCUGGAGGCCACACCAGACACUCCUGCAUGUGUGGUCAGCUUGUCUGGGAACAUGGCUGUCAGACUGCCUCUCAUGGAGUGUGUGCAAGUGACUAAAGAUGUCACCAUUGCCAUGGGUGAAGGGAGGUUUGACGAUGCUGUGAAGCUCAGGGGAAAGAGCUUUGAGAACAAUUGGAACACUUACAAAAUGCUGGCUCACGUGCACCCCCCAGAAACAAAGAGUAACAUCAACAUUGCCAUCGUGAAUGUGGGAGCUCCAUGUGCCGGGAUGAAUGCUGCAGUUCGUUCAGCUGUCAGGAUUGGGCUUCUCCAGGGCCACCAGAUGUUGGCAGUGCAUGACGGCUUCGAUGGCUUGGCUCAUGGAAUGAUUGAGCCCAUUGGCUGGUCUGGAGUGGCAGGAUGGACUGGAAAGGGAGGCUCCAUACUGGGAACUAAGAGAUCCCUGCCACACGAGUUCAUGGAGGAGAUCAGUCUGAGCAUCACCAAGUUCAACAUUCAUGCAAUAGUCAUUAUUGGAGGCUUUGAGGCGUUUGUUGGAGGUCUGGAGAUGGUGCAGGCCAGAGACAAGUAUGAGGAACUGUGCAUUCCCCUUGUUGUUGUUCCUGCUACUGUCUCCAACAAUGUUCCUGGAUCUGACUUCAGUGUUGGCACUGACACUGCCCUCAACACCAUAACCAUGGUAAAAGUCUUACUGUACACAAAAAAUAAGCACUUAACAAUCUCUGCCAGGAUUAUUGAAGUCCAACUCACGGCAAUAUAUAUUUCUUCUCGCUCUGUCUUUUGCCCUUGUUCUCUUUCUCCUUUUCAGACAUGUGACAGGAUCAAACAAUCUGCUGCCGGCACCAAGAGGAGAGUGUUUAUUGUUGAGACCAUGGGAGGAUACUGCGGCUACCUGGCAACUAUGGCCGGCUUGGCAACUGGAGCUGAUGCUGCCUACAUCUAUGAGGAGCCUGUCAACAUUCAUCACCUAGAGGUGAAUGUGGAACAUCUUGUGGAGAAGAUGAAGACCACAGUGAAGAGAGGACUGAUUCUGAGAAAUGAGAAAUGCAAUGCAAACUAUACAACGGAUUUUAUCUUCAACCUGUACUCGGAGGAGGGCAAGGGUGUGUUCGACUGCAGGAAGAAUGUACUUGGACAUAUGCAACAGGGUGGAACUCCCAGUCCAUUUGACCGGAACUUUGCCACAAAGAUGGGGAUGAAGUCGGUCCUUUGGUUGACUGACAAACUGAAGGAAUGCUACAGACAUGGUCGCAUCUUUGCCAACUCUGCAGAUUCAGCUUGUGUGCUGGGCAUGAGGAAGAGAUCUUUGGUCUUCCAGCCCCUGGCAGAACUCAAAGACCAAACUGACUUUGAACAUCGUAUUCCAAAGAUACAGUGGUGGUUAAAGCUGAGGCCCAUCCUGAAAAUCCUUGCCAAGUACAAGAUCAACCUGGACAUCUCUGAAAAGACUGAGAUUGAGCAUAUCAUCAAAAAGAGAGGCUCAGCUCCUUAGUAGCAUUCAUAUAUGAUAAGUCUUGACCUGACAUCACCUGUCUUUUCUCCUUUUGAAGCACUUUGUAGACUCUGUCUUUGAAAAGUUCAAUAUGAAUAAAAACAAGCAAGUCUCAAAAUAAACAUUCAAAAGACA